GCACCGUCCAACUGAGACGCUUGACGACACGCGCAGACCUCCAGGCAGACGCGGCGGCGACAAUCACGAAUUCAGAACGCGCGGCACGGCCACGGACGUCUGUGAAGUCAGUGUCCCGCUGUUUACCUGAACGUAGCCAACCCCGCGCGCUCUUUCGGACAUAACCGAUACACGGACACGCGCAGCGGAGAGGCGGAAAAUUAUGGCGACGUUGGGACCGGAGUCGGCUCGCCCCCCUCUGGGUUCUUCUCCGUUAGUCCAGGCUCACAUCGGCAGCGCCAACCUGCCUCCCAACCGGGGCUUGGAGCGGGCGCUGGAGGAGGCGGCGGCCAGCGGCGUCCUCAACCUCAGCUGCCGAAAACUGAAGGAGUUUCCCCGGACAGCAGCCAACCACGACCUGUCGGACACGGUGGAAGCAGACCUGUCAAAAAACCGACUAACCGACGUCCCCUCAGAGGUAUGCCAUCUGGUUGCCUUGGAAACACUAAACUUGUACCACAACUGCAUCAGGUCCAUCCCAGACAGCAUCAUCAGCCUGCAGUCGCUCACCUCCUUAAACCUCAGUCGUAACCAGCUGGGCUCCCUGCCGGCCUGCCUGUGUGGUUUACCUCUGAGAGUCCUCAACGCCAGCAACAACAAGCUGGUCAGCCUGCCCGAGACCAUUGGACAACUGCAGAGGCUCAUGGAGCUGGACAUCAGCUGCAACGAGAUCACAGCUCUUCCUCGUCACAUUGGCAGACUCAAAGCUCUGCGCGAGCUAAACGUGCGCCGAAACCUUCUCUGUGUCCUGCCAGAAGACUUGGCUGAUCUUCCUCUGGUGAAGUUCGAUUUCUCCUGUAACAAAGUGUCCACCAUCCCAGUGUGUUACAGGAAGAUGAAACAGCUCCAGACUCUACAGUUAGAAAACAAUCCACUGCAGAGUCCACCCGCACAGAUCUGUAUAAAGGGCAAAGUUCACAUAUUCAAGUAUCUGAGCAUUGAGGCGUGUCGCAGCGAGAAGAUGCCUGACUCUCUCUACCUGCCCGUCAUGGGGCGAAUCAACUUAUCAAGGCCCACCACUGGCAGUGUGGAAGACAUGGAGCAGCAGAAGAAGCAGGACAGUGACUCAGGAGUCGGCAGCGACAACGGAGACAAGAGACUGUCUGCUACUGAGCCGUCAGAUGAAGACAGUCUGAGCCUUAAUGUGCCAAUGAGUCACAUCACAGAGGACAGACCCAAACUCUGACUCGGUGCAGCUGAUUGAGGAGAGCCCUACGGAAGCCCUGAGAGACCAGAACAGAGACUCUUCUCUCAGCACUCGCUUCAUCAACUACAUCAAGGGUAGGACUGCAGCAGACUUCGACGAGCCCCUCAGGAUAGAAGAAGACUCUCACUGGUCAACACAACAAACGUCAAAAGUCACAGGGGGCACAGAGCUCCACAUCGACAUGAUCAACCAGCUAAAAGAGGCUGUGGAACUGCUGCAGGACCCCAGCAGGGUGAACACAGAGGAAGAUUUGUCUGGAGUCCAGCUCUAUCCAGUGGAGAUGGUCACAGUGGACGAGUCACUGAACGGGCAGGACAGUGAUGACGGCGCCACAUCACCAAAGCAGCACAUGGAUGAAGGUGGCUGUGAGUUCCAGAAGAAGAGACAGAUGAUUCUAGAAAAGGCCAGGUUUGAAGCCCAGCUUGCGUGUCGGGAGUAUGAGUGGCAUAUGUCGAUCAAGCGAAAUGACAGAUCUCCAGUGAGCGGACCUCCAUCCUUCUCCAGCCCACCCUUUGGACUGAAACCUCGUUCGGCUCCACCCUCGCUGCCCUGCUCGCCCCCGCCUUCCUGUCUCGACCCCUCCCUCCUCCCACAGGCCUCGCCCCUCCAUAGAGAUACACCUCGUAGCCAUGACGACGGAGGCAAUCACAACCGGGUGUUCCUGCGGAGCCACAAGAGCCUGGAGUCUGUGGAUCCUCAGUUCACCAUGAGAAGAAAGAUGGAGCAGCUGCGGGAGGAACUGGAGCUCAUGGAGCAGCUAAGAGAUAGCAUCGAGAGCAGACUGAAGGUCGUCCUUCCUGAAGACCUUGGUUCGUCUCUGAUGGACGGCGUCGUGCUCUGCCAUCUGGCCAAUCACAUUCGCCCACGCUCUGUCGCCAGCAUCCACGUCCCCUCACCUGCAGUGCCCAAACUCAGCAUGGCCAAGUGUCGGAGGAAUGUGGAGAACUUUCUGGAUGCCUGUAGAAAAAUAGGCGUACCAGAGGACAAACUGUGUCUUCCUCACCACAUCCUGGAGGAGAAAGGCCUGGUCAAAGUGUCCAUCACGGUGCAGGCUCUGGUGGAUGAAGCCUCCCCCAGACACUCUGCCCUGACGUGAGCAGUAAAGAUGGGCGGAGCUUCAACCGACUGACACGUACCACAGACACUCACCCAGAUGAAAUCGCUCAUGUGAUUUCACACAACGCUAAAAAAAAGCCUCCGAUCCUUCAUGAGCUUAAGUAACAGAGUGUUUUUUUUGUUUGUUUGUUUUUUAAAAUAGUAUUCAAGGAUAAAAAAUGGUAUUAAGGGAACUAAACCCAUCAGAAGUGUAUUAUCUACUAAUUCAUAAGAGGACAGUUUUUUUGGACAAUUAAGAUUUUACCAUCGUGCCAAGCCAAGGGUGUGCUAGGAAACUCAAAUUAUCUUUUUUGUUUGUUUGUUUGUUUGAUGUCAUCUUCUUACACUGGUUGGUACCAAACUUUUGAACCAUGAAGACCAAUGUGACAGAAAGUGAGAUUGGAUUUUGAGAGUAGAACCAGAAAAGUUUGGGGAAAAUAUUACAAAUAACGUGAGAGAAAAGGCUCAAAGUUUAGAAAGUGUCAUAAUAUAUUAUAAAAAAUAUAGAUUUAUUCUUUUGAAAUAAUAAUUUUAAUCUUAAAUCUGCAAUUUGGGGAGGAGGGGGUUUUAUAAUUCUUCCAUUCAAUUAUUUACCUCAAUUUUCUUUUUUUUUUAUACAACUUAAUUGGUGUAUUCUUUAAAAAAAAAUGCAUCUGUGUUCUCAAAAUCAAUGUUUUCGUUCUCUGACUGUGGCUCUGGUAAUGUGUUGUUUUAAAUCCACGAUUGAACUCUAAAUUGCGAGCGGAUUGGCUGGAGCCAAAGCCUUUGGCGUACUGCAGUCGCACCAACUUCACCAGGUUAUAUCAUGCUGUCUAUGCACAUGUUAACAAAUGAUUUUUAUUAAAUUAUCAGUUAUAAAUUAUCAGAUUUUUUUUCCUACUGAGGUUUCUGGUGAAGUGUUUUUGGACUGUGUGAGUAAUUAGUGUGUUGCUCUCACUACCCUGAAAAGAAUAAAACCAAAAUACUUUAGUCUUAAUGUAGAGGGAGUCGGCUUUUACCUGCAGUUUGUAUUUAAACACGAAACUAUUUAUAAUAUAAAGAGAUGCAGAGAAAAUCCGCUUGAGUUGUUAUAUACAGUCAAAAAGAAAGAAGGCCAAAAUAUUUUUCUCUAAUAUAUUUUAGGUAUAACUGUAUGUGUUUUAUACAUUUUUAGCAGUAUGACUUUGUGUGGAGCUGUCUGCUCGUCCAUGAGGUAGGUCUGAGUGUGCGUUAGUCUGGGGACACUAAUCUGUGUUUCUCAAGCUUCUGAUGGAUUCCAGGUGAUUAUUUUCUUACCCUCUAUCCUUUUACGUGUGUUGGUAGUCAGUGCUCACAUAAGGAACCUGGAAACGUUUUCAGACUUGGUCCGUGAAGCUCCUAUUGUGGUAUUUGUCAUGAGAUGCAGUUUGCUAAUGUGCCAAAACAUGUGGUGGUAGUGGAACAAAUAAACAAACAAAAGCAAAAACCAGUCAGUGUUUCAAGGGAACAUUAUGCAUCACUGUGGUCAUGGAUGGAUUACUGAACAGGCCUACAGUUACAGGGACCCACGGUCAGGGUGGCCCAGCUCAGAGCCCCAAUUUGAAGGGAUCAGCUAAUUUCAUCUGGAACAUUAAAAAGAAAAAGAAAACACAGACCCAGGGUGACUACAAAGAGAUAAAAAUCAGCGACAAAAGGUCACAAAACAACCCACCAAAAAAUGGUAAUAACAGUGACUCACCAUAACUACAAAGAGACAAAAAAUGAAUGCAAAGAAACAAAACCAAAAGUACCCACAAAAAGAUAAAAAACUGACUCCUCAUAACUACAGAGAGACAUGACUACAGCCAGACAAAACAAAAACUACCCGCAAAGAGACACAACACACUCAACAUGACUACAAAGAGACACACAAUAACUAAGAAUCUGCAUCUGUAGAGACAGAUAAUAAAAAACAACAGAUGGUCACACCACAACAACAAAGAGACAGAAACUAACCACAAGCAAACAAACAAGCUUUAUUUGUUACAUACACAAUCAUACAGAGUACGACAUGCAGUGAAAUGUUUUGUGUCCGAGCUGCGAACAGGCUGCAGACGUAGCCACGCCAUUCCAGAGCUUGGUUUUUUUAGCAUGGGCGGUCUAGCCAGGACCCUUACUGUAUACACAACAAGUGACUACAAAGAAACUGCAAAAAACACCACAGAGAAACAUUGCACUAAUACACACAAAACGACUUCAAGAGACGACAAAUAGACAACAUCCAUGAGGACAAACAGACUGACCAAAAAAACAAACCCAUUAUACUGUAAUAGACUAGAGACUCUGGAUGAUGUCAUUCUCCACUGUAGAAGGGGUCUGCGCCCGGGGGCCUGUUGUUGAGUACUAUGUCUAUGUCUGAGCUUCAGGCCUCGUAGACCACCUGAAACUGUAUGUGACUUUUAUAUUUCAGGUGUGUGUGAAGACGAGAUUUUCAUGUAGCCAUCGCCCUAGCUCAGACAGUCUCAGCUAGUUAAGACUCUACCAUUUUUUUAAACUCUUAAAACACUAUGUUAAAAAAAACAUCCCUAGGUUUAAAAACUUGAGUCUAAUGAGGUUUUUGCUGCUUAGCAGUCAAUAUGAAGAUGUUAAAAUGAAACGCUCCUCUGCUGAACAGUUGAGCACAUGAGGGGCUCGUGAGUGAACUGGUUCUACCCUCUGAGGUUUAGGCCAGAGCUGUUGGUGUGUGAGAUCAGAGACUGUGUGACUCAGGGUAGGUUUGGGUUUACUACACUGUUGGCCCUUCAUUCCACAGCCUGCUACGUCAACAGUAUCAGUGUGUGUGUAUGUGUGUGUGUGUGGUCAUGAGUGCGUGUGAAAUCAAGGCAGUUGCUGGUUGGUCUUUUGAAACAUGUGGUUGUGCAGACCUGGCUCAGAUUGAGAUUUUAAAGGGGUAGUAGGAAGUAUUAUUUUGAAUAACAUUAUUAUGGACUUUGAUCAGCCUCUGCUGUGUGAUUGCAUUGAUACACAACAGUUAUGUUGUACUGUUUGGCAGAUUUACUUGUCACACAAGUGCUGGACUUGUUUCUGAAACUAAGGUUUAUGCUAUAUAGCAAGUUUAACAAAGCUACUUUUUCUUUGCAUUAGCUGGCUCGGCAAAACCUGAAACAACAGUCAUCACAUAUCACAACACUGUUAUCAGCGUCCUGGGUUAACACGGGCGUUCUGCUUCAGGCUCCAGGUGUGCUAGCAUAAAAGGGAAUGUGGGACGCCUGAUUUGACUGUUUUUAUUCACAAAAUAAACCAACCAUGUACUGCCUACUACAGUCUUAUCCAGGAAUGUACAGGAUAUAAAAUAAAUGACCAGUUAGUUAUAUGUUUAGCAUAAGUUACCAUGGUCAUUAGACCAGAUUUUUAAAAAGGGCUGCACUUGAGACAUUCGCUAACCCAAAUCUUCUUACUGCCCCUUUAAAACAAGCAUUACAUUAUGUUUUCCUCCUAAAUGCCAGAAUGUCACCACAUGAAACAGCAACAUUCAACAACAUUGUAUGAAUGGGGGAUUACAUUUUUGGUUUGUUUUUUUUUUUUAAUUGUUUGUUGUUGUUUUUUCCUGUGCAGCUUGGAAUCCAAAGCUUGAGCUACUUAAAUAUUCAGCAGUAAUUAGAAAGAACUCCAUAAUAAAUAGAUAAAUGCUUCCACUGGAUAGAUUUGACAGUUGCCAAAACAAACCUUUUUCUCUCCUGUUAUAAAACAUAAAGGAUUUAAUGUAAAUGUGCUGUAUGCUUGUGUACAUAUUAUUUAUCACAAGGAUUUUUUGUAUUGUUGAAUUUGUUUGUUCAUGUACUGUAUAUUUCACCAUGAAACACUCACAUUAGCAAAUAAAAAGCUCAAUGUUUUUUUUUAACCUAGAGAUUAAGUUUGUUUACACAAAAACAGACCAUAAUUCUUCCAUCAAUAAAUCCAUUUUUCUGCCACUUAUCUGUGCCACAGGGGCAGCGGUCUAAGAGGACCGAUCCUAUCUUCUCUGCUACCAGCUGCUAGCUUAUCCAGAGGGAGACCGAGGGGUUCCCAGGCCAGUCAAAAGACACGAUCUCUUAUUUUAGUCCGAUGUCCUAAUUAUCUCAGCUGGUUUACAUAGACUGCGGGGGAAAAUUACUCAGAUUGACGAUUUCUGAUUGACGGAGUUAUGUGUUUAAGGGAGAGCUCAGACAUCCAUCAGAGGAACCUCAUUUCUGCUGCUUGUAUCAAUGAUGUUGUUCCUUCAGUUGCUGCCCUGAGUUCGUGAACAGGGUAAGAAUGUACUCAUUCGUCCCUACAAUGAGCUUUAGCAACUGUGGAUCAGGGUGCCAGUUCCCCUACUGCUCACUUUCAACCAGCCCACAAAGUACUGAAUGGGGUGCCACCCCCUACUGGGAGUGCCAUCACUACUGGGGCCCCUACUGCGGCUACUGCCCCUGAACCCCUCUCUCAGGUGAGUUAACUGGUCUGAUGGCUUCUUCUACGUAGGGGUGUUUUAAAUCAUUCUUAGCCUGUCCCCCUCACCCAGCCUUUGCCUUGGGAUGACCCUACCAUUGCUCCUGGGAUCGUGCAGGCAUGCAUACCCCUCCACUCCACAAUAAGUUGUUGAUUCAUGCAGGGAAACAUACUUAUUACAUUCUUAAUAACAAUGUAAUAAAUAUUAAAUAUAACACAGUACAGUGAGAAAACUACCACUAUGAGGAUUAGCAUGUCUGCUUUAGCUGUGACAUAAGUAACAGAGCCGGAUGAUUCCAGCGUGCUUAUUUUGAAUCUCUAUCUGCAUUUCUUCACAUAAUCAUGCCAUUUUCCACAGAUCUGUGCACAUCAUGUCACAGCGUUUUGGGAAAAAGCAAUAAAACCAAACUGGCUGCUUCCCCAACAGAAUCUGCACUUUAAACUUGUAUUUAUAUCUUUGUUUUGGCAACUGAGCAAAUCUGAAGUCACCUUUGAAAAUGAGAUGGAGAGUUAAAGGGCCAGUGUGGGGGGUUUACUGGGAGCUAUAAGUAGAAAUGUAAUAUUUACUUAUGUUAUUAUAGGUCACCAUCAAGUGUGAGAUCAGAAGGAACAAACCAAACACUGUCUCUUAAGAGGGCUAAAGAGUGGCGAUGCCACUAAAUCCUACACACUGAUCCUUUAAGGUUCCAAACGUGACGCUGUUGUAAAAUAUGUAAAUGUGUGCCUGCUGAACCUAAAGCAGUGUGUUUUUGUUUUAAGGUUUCAUCUUUUGUACAAAUCUAUUGUCCAGAAACAGCCUGUACUCACAUUUUUGUACUUUGACUGGGAGCACAUUUAUUUUUUAUGUGACUUAUUUUCAGGUUUGUUGAAAUUUGGAUGUAACAUACCCUUUUGUAACGCUUUGUGAACCUUUGUGUAAGUUUUUGUUGUACAGCAACUCAAAUCUACAUGCAUGAAUAGUCCCUGUAACGUCGCCUUAACUGCUGUGAAUACUGUAUAUACUGUACUGUAUUUCACUUUAUCAGUAAAGACCUCACCUGAAACAAAA
Messenger RNA from Haplochromis burtoni (Burton's mouthbrooder), 7796 nucleotides. It is a transcript of the gene lrch1, whose product is annotated as leucine-rich repeats and calponin homology (CH) domain containing 1. Lineage: Eukaryota; Metazoa; Chordata; Actinopteri; Cichliformes; Cichlidae. Gene Ontology annotation, molecular function: protein binding. The record is from RefSeq and is a predicted model, not a curated record.